CGAACUCCGGCGGACGGGACGGGGGCAUUCACUCAUUUCUGCCACCAUUGACGUUUUUAACCUUUGUCUGGCCGAUAUCCCCGCCAAUUCGCUCUCUUCUGUUGUUACCCCGCCAUCAGCAAUCUACAAGCUUGCGAUACAUAUAAACAGCACAGCAUACUUCAACUACACCAUUCCUUCAUAAACUCCCAAGUCCCCACCCUUCGAGCAGCUCAUCUUCGUUCCUUCUUCGGCUUUUUUUUCCCCAGUACUUGCUACUGCAUUUUCCAAUUCUCACUCUUCAAUUCCAUUCACAAUUCACCUCAACCAUGGCCUCUUGUGACGCCUGCAAGUCCGGCUUCAGCUGGGACGGCAAGCCAACUGGCACCGAGACCACGAUCGCUGGCAACAACACCUACGUUACCGGAACUUCCAAGUCUGCCGCAAUCCUCAUUGUUCACGACAUCUUCGGCUGGACCUUCACGAACCUUCGAGUGCUGGCCGACCAGUUCGCAAAGGAGGCGAAUGCCACUGUUUACUUGCCUGAUUUCUUCGGCGGCGAAGUGAUCCCCGAGUCGACCCUCACCGACCCCGCCAAACGCGCCGAAGUCGACGUCCCCGCCUUCCUAGGCAAAAACUCCAAGGCCGUCCGAUGGUCUGAAAUCGAAUCCGCCGCCAAAGCCCUGAAAGCCGAGUACCCCAAGCUAGGCGCGAUCGGCUACUGCUACGGCGGCUGGGCCAUCACGCGCCUCGCCGCGCAGAAGGACCUCGUCGACGCCGUGUCAACCGCGCACCCCAGCCUCCUCGAGAAAUCCGAGAUCGACGCCGUCAAGGUGCCGCUUCAGUUCCUCGCGCCCGAGACGGAUCAAUUGUUCACGCCGGAGUUGAAGGAGUAUGCGAAUAAGGUUAUUCCGACGCUGGGCGUGCCGUAUGAAUAUGUGUAUUUCCCCGGCUUGGUGCACGGCUUCGCGACAAGGGGCGACCGCAAUAACAAGCUACAGAAGGACGGCCUCGAGAGGGCGAAGAGGAGCGCCGUCAAUUUUUUCAAUGAGUUCUUGCAUUGAGAGCGUUGGCGUGGACUGAUAGCGUAGCGUAAGCAUGACUUUUCCAACGAAAGAAAUAAAGAAAGGAUGUUGAAAUGAAAUCAAAUGAUGACCAUCGUUCAAUUCUAGCCCAUUGGGUCCAAUGUGAUAAUUCUUUUCAGUUCUGG
Messenger RNA from Aaosphaeria arxii CBS 175.79, 1189 nucleotides. RefSeq names its product endo-1,3-1,4-beta-D-glucanase. Gene Ontology annotation, molecular function: hydrolase activity. The record is from RefSeq and is a predicted model, not a curated record. Lineage: Eukaryota; Fungi; Ascomycota; Dothideomycetes; Pleosporales. The transcript has 3 exons. Bases 309 to 1043 code for a protein of 244 amino acids.